AUGGCGAUUUCUGUCACGGUGACCCUGCUCAGCGGCAUCCAGGCAACAGUUCUGAUGCAUGAAGACGAAACAGUGGCUGACCUGCGACGGAAGGCCCAGGCUGCCUUGCAAAGACCUUUAGGGAAAUUCAUCGGUACUUCUGGCACUUUGUCAAGCACAUCUGGCACAUUAGUGCAGGCAGGAGUCCGGGAUGGAGACACGAUUACGGCCAUCCAGCAGACAGUCGCGGUUGCAGCAACUCGUAGUGCAUUUGCUCUCAUCCGUGCAGAUGGCACUGUGAUGACAUGGGGCCGUUGCCGCGACGGCGGGGACAGCAGUGCUGUCCAGCAUCAGUUAUUUGACGUGCAGCAGAUCCAGGCCUCGGAUUCCGCCUUUGCUGCACUCCGAGGAGACGGAAAAGUAGUUGCAUGGGGUAAUCUGACUCCAGACAACAUUUUUUAUGAUCCUCCUUUCUCGUCGGACAGCAACGACGACGAGCCGCGCGGGGAUGUGAGAUUCGAGUCUGUUCAGAGCCAACUUCGCGACGUGAUGCACAUUCAAGCAUCCGAGGAGGGAUUUGCCGCCAUCAAAGCAGAUGGGACGGUGGUAACUUGGGGAAGCGAGAUAUCUGGCGGAAACAGUUCCACGGUGCGCAAUGGUCUUCGCGAUGUGUGUUGCAUAGCGGCAGCUGGCCGUGCCUUUGCCGCCUUGCGCAGGGACGGAAGUGUGGUGACUUGGGGCGACCAUGACCUAGGCGGCUGCAGUGACUAUGUGCAGAACCAGCUAAGGGAUGUCCUGCACAUCAAGGGGUCUAAAGGUGGGUUCGGUGCAGUCACUGCCAGUGGGCAUGUGGUAUUCUGGGGGUUUUACAACCGGGAACUGACCGAAGACGAAGGUGACCGUCUGCUAGAGACCUUUGAUACCAAGCUGCAAAAUGUACAACAACUUCAGCAUUUUGAUAACUCUUGUGCUGCCGUGGACAAGGAUGGGCAUGUCGCCAUCUGGGGCCCUUGUGGCGACUUGCGCAAGUCGAGGUCUCUGAGCGGGCUUGAGCGCCAGCAGAUGGGAGAGGUGUCGUGCAUACAAGCAAGCGGCCUUUUUUAUUCCGGUGCUUUCGCGGCGCUCCGCAAGGACGGAACAGUGGUGACAUGGGGCUUUGGGCCGUCUGGUGGUGACAGCACGGCCGUCCAGCACCAGCUGACCGACGUUGUGCAGAUUCAGGCCUCAUACAGGGCCUUUGCUGCGCUGCGGUCUGAUGGGACGGUGGUCAGCUGGGGAGAGAAGAAGGCAUCGGACACCAGGUCAGUUCAGAGCCAGCUUCACGGUGUGAAAGCCAUCCAAGCAAGCCAUGCAGCUUUCGCAGCGCUACGAGAGGAUGGAUCGGUGCUGGCUUGGGGGCUCAAAAACUUCGGGGGCUGCACAGGCGCAGCGCAAGGCCAGCUGAAAGACGUCAUUUGUAUCCAAGCCAAUGAGGCAGCCUUUGCUGCAAUCAGGGCUGAUGGCUCAGUUGUAACCUGGGGACGCCGGAACUUCGGCGGGGACAGUCAAGAGGUAAGCAAAGAGUUAGGCCGGUCUACUGCGGAUGCCAAGAUCUUUGCACAGGCUUUGGCUGAAGCCAAUGCUGCAGCUGAGGCGAAGGCUAAGAUGGCCAAGGCGAGGGCCAAAGCCAAGGCCAAAGCCAAAGCCAAAGCGAAGGCAAAGAACAAGACGAGGCGCAAGGCAAAAACUACAGCUGACACCAAAAAGGUGCUCCAGCUUCGCAAGCGGCCUGCAGCGAAGCGACCGGCUGCAAAGAAACCGGCUGCAAAGCGGCCUGCUGCAAAUUCUGGUCGGGAGUUGAAGUUCGAGGCUGCUGUCUUUACGAUUUGUGGCACGGUGUUCUUUUCUCUGCUCAGUGCAACGCUUCUGUCCGCUGUGGCGUCGGUUCUUUUUACAAUGCUCUUCCCAGGCAUCGGAGACAUCUUGAAGCACUUUCUCCGGUACUCAUGGAUGCAGCAUACGCAGUGGUACGCCUGCGCCUCAGAACGGACUUGUCGCAGGUUCCCGUGCAUUUAUGCAUCAAAGACCAGUAUAGCGCAGAGCAAUACCACGAUGUGCAGUAAUUCCUUUGUACCGUGCACACAUACAUCUUUGUACAUACACACACCCACACACUCAUACAUACAUAUAUAUAUAUAUAUAGAUAUAUAUAUAUAUAUAUAUAUAUAUAUAUUUAUUUAUAUAUACACAGAGAUCUAG
This is a messenger RNA of Symbiodinium sp. CCMP2592, 2217 nucleotides long. The record is from the annotation of a GenBank genome assembly. Lineage: Eukaryota; Dinophyceae; Suessiales; Symbiodiniaceae.